UCAAUCUCGCCCCUUUCUCCCUACAGACCACAAUCUCUCUCUCCCCCUCUUUCGAUCUCUCUUUCGGGUGCCGUUUCUCUCUCUAGAUUUCUCCGAUGGGUUUUCCGGUGGGCUACUCCGAGCUGUUUCUGCCGAGGCUGCUGAUAAACGCGGCCUCAUUGCUGGGCUUCCUCAGGGGAAUCAUAGACUGGCUCCUCCGGUCGGUGGGUCUCGCGGGAUUUCUGGAGCCGGACCCGUCCUGGCCCGACUGCACCGACCAGCUGCCCGAAUUCCAGUCCAUGACCGCGGUGCUCAUCCGGGAGAUCCUCCCCGUGGUGAGGUUCGACGACAUGGUGGCUGCCGGAGACUGCGAGGGCGGCGAGAGCUGCGCCGUCUGCCUCUACGAGUUCGAGGCGGGGGACGAGAUCCGGCGCCUCACCAACUGCCGCCACAUAUUCCACCGCGCCUGCCUCGACCGGUGGAUGGACCACGACCAGAGGACCUGCCCACUCUGUCGGACCUGCUUCGUCGCCGAGGAGAUGCUCGAGGCCUUCAACGAGCGCCUCUGGGCAGCCGCCGGCAUCCCCGACUUCUACGGCGACUACUCCUCCCCCGCCUCCCCAACGCUUCAGAUGUAAAACCUUUACUGCUCCAGUCGGACCGAUUGUGUAUAUACAUUUGAGAAGAAGAAAUUCAAAUCCCUAUAAACAGUUA
This is a messenger RNA of Nymphaea colorata (pocket water lily), 693 nucleotides long. Its product is annotated as brassinosteroid-responsive RING protein 1. The record is from RefSeq and is a predicted model, not a curated record. The transcript has a single exon. The coding region runs from base 96 to 617 and encodes 173 amino acids. Lineage: Eukaryota; Viridiplantae; Streptophyta; Magnoliopsida; Nymphaeales; Nymphaeaceae. Gene Ontology annotation, molecular function: ubiquitin protein ligase activity; zinc ion binding. Gene Ontology annotation, biological process: protein ubiquitination.